GCCUCCCGGGCCUAGCGCGGGAGGCCGGCCUAGCUCCUCUGCGCCCCAGCGGUCUGGCGGGCGGGGGAAGUGGUUAAGGCUGGCUGCCCCCUUGGGGGCGCCGAGUCUCACGAGAUCAAAAGCCGCUGCCCCGCCCGCCUCUAGGCGCGCUCCGGGGUCACGUGCCCCUUCGGUGAAUGGGGAGGAGCGGGCGUGAGGGGGCCCAGCACUAAUCCGGACCCGAGCCUUGAUCGCUGUCGGAGCCAUGCUGCGGAGCUGCGUCUCACGACUGCGCACGCUUGCGGUUCUGCGCGGCCUGCCCGGAGGCGCGCCUCUGCCGGCGAAGGACCCGUGGUCGCCGCGGGUGAAUCCCGGAGCCGGGCGGCGGGAGCGGGCGGCCAAGCCAGGCUGCGUCAGGGGUGACCCGAGGUCAUUUUCUUCUGAGGUCAUUCAUAUGGACCUUUCUCUCCCCAACCCCAGUUGGAGCGAGGACAUGAGACUUCUCUUUGACCAGUUCAUGAAAAAAAGUGAAGACGGCUCUUGGAAACAUUUGCCUUCAUAUAAAAGUAAAUUUACUCAAGAGACUGAAGACAUCAAAAUCUAUUUUCCUGACGCAAAGCUAAUGAAAGAAAAACUGUCACAGGCCCAGCUCUUUCCCAGAAGCCUUGAGGAAGGCCUGGGCUUUGAAUAUGCAAUGUUCCAUAAUUGUGUUGAAGACAGGACAGUUUGCAUAUUUCAAGGAGGUCCCUACCUGCAAGGAGUACCUGGAUUCCUUCACGGAGGUGCCAUUGCAACCAUGAUUGAUGCUACUCUUGGUACGUGUGCUGUAGUAGCCAUAGGAGUUGCCAUGACUGCCAGCCUCAACAUCAGUUUUAAAAGGCCUAUCCCCCUCGGUUCUGUUGUUGUGAUAAAUAGUCAAGUUGAUAAAGUUGAAGGAAGGAAAUUGUUUCUUUCUUGUAAUAUCCGAAGUGUGGAUGAGAAGACCGUGUACUCAGAGGCAACAAGUUUAUUUGUAAAGCUGGAUCCUAAAACAAGGUUGACAUAAACGAGCUUCUGGUACAUUCUACACCAGUCUGUGUUAGGGUCUCCUUCCCCCAGAAGAAGCUGUUGUGCCACUCCUGCUCUAAUUACCUGCCAUUGAGUCCCCCAGAGGGUGAAGCCUGCUAACACACCUUCCUGAACAGAUCUUCAGAAUACAACUCCAGGGACUCUGGUGCCAUCUUCUAAACUCUUCAACACAGAAGUAUUCCUUGUGA
This is a messenger RNA of Neofelis nebulosa (Clouded leopard), 1235 nucleotides long. It is a transcript of the gene THEM4, whose product is annotated as thioesterase superfamily member 4. The transcript is spliced from 6 exons. The coding region runs from base 245 to 1024 and encodes 259 amino acids. Lineage: Eukaryota; Metazoa; Chordata; Mammalia; Carnivora; Felidae. The record is from RefSeq and is a predicted model, not a curated record.